CCGAGUGGCUUAUGGGAAAUUGUGACGUCAAAUCGUCUGGCUAGGAGAGAUGGGAGAUGGUGUUGUAAAAAAGGCGUCUAUUUCUUCCCUUGCUUCAUUAUUUCAAGUGCCAGAAAACAAAGCAUCACUUUUAGUAAGGUUUUAAGUGCCCAUAGGUGAUGGCCAAGUACCUGUGUGGCUACUGCCAGCGUGAUAUUUCAGGCCUACGAAUACGGUGUGCGGAAUGCACGGAGUUUGACCUUUGUUUACAGUGCUUUGCAUGUGGUGUGGAAAGCGGACCCCACAAGAAGGAUCAUCAAUAUCGAGUUGGGCGAGCUCUUGGAGCAGCAGCAUUUGACAUCCCAGCGCCAUGGUGUCUAGCAGAAGAAAACAUGCUUCUGGAUGCAGUGGAGCAGUAUGGUUUCGGAAACUGGGAGGAUGUCUCCAGUCAUGUAGAGACACGAACACAGUUAGAAUGCGAAGAGCAUUAUGUGAAGUUUUACAUUCAGGGAAACAUUGGGAAAGCGACUUUUCCAUCGGACACUGGAAGCAAGAUUACAGACCACACCACACCAGCAGGAGGACCAUUAUCACCAAGCAUUACUAUGCCCCUUCCACCGUUAGAUCUGCCACCACAAGAACAGCAAGAGCUAGGGUACAUGCCCCAUCGAGAUGAUUUUGAGCGGGAGUACGAUAAUCAAGCUGAGACCCUUGUCAGUGGUCUUGCAAUUAGUGCUGAUGAUGAUGAUUUAGAUUUGAAUGUGAAACUGUCAUGUGUGAGCAAAUAUCGUGUAAGAUUACGUGAACGUGAGCGCAGAAAACGAAUAGCCCGCUCUCAUUCUCUUAUUUCCACAAGUCUCAUUCCGAACAAAAAUGCCAAGACACCAAAUCCCAAGAGAAAGUUUGCCAAAGAAGAAAGGGAGAUUCUAGAGAAGAUGAAGGUUCACACACAGUUUCAAACCAGUGCAGAGCUUGAGCGUCUGCAAGAGACAUUGCUCAAGGAAAAAGAGCACAAAACCAAGAUCAAAGAAAUGUCGGAGUUACGGAAACAGGGUGUCACCCUUUUAAGUGAUGUAGAGGAUUAUGAAGAGGAGAAAUACAAGAGGGAGAAACGGAAGGAGAAUAGGAAAAAGAUGAGCACUUUGCAGACGCCAAAGCGGAAUUCAUCAGUUUCCAAGAAAGCAGAGGGAAAGGUGGAAAAGUUAGAUAUACUCAUCGACGACGACGACACAAAAGAUGACGAGGAGGCAGAGGCUGAGGAUAGCAAGGAGAUGGCCAGCAUGCCUGGCUAUGAAAUGUUAUCUGAGAGGGAAAAAAGGCUGUGCAAUUCCAUUAGAAUGAUUCCUGCAAACUACAUCACUAUAAAAACCUGUAUCAUCAAAGAUUACCUUCAGCGAAGGCAAGGUUUACCAGUCAAAAUCAGAUACCCUAGUGGUAUGGAUAAAACUCACAGACGCAAAAUAAUGAGUUUCCUCUCAGACAAUGGCUGGAUUGGUGUAGCAUAAGUGUGUGAAGAUGUGUAUAGAGUGUGCAAGACCAGCUGCAUGCUGAUAUGUGUGAUCUCUCAAAUUCAGAGAUUUUAAUCCCAGAUAUCACCUUCUUAAAAGGUGUUUGGACAUUUACUGGAAAUCAGGACUGCCCAGUUGCAUCUUGCCCUCGUCAGUUAUCAGAAAGGUAUUGUGAUAUUUCAUUUGGCAUGAUAUUCAGAUGACCUGAAAAGUGCAUCAUAUGAAUAUUAACAAAAUCCUUCAGUUAAAAAUUGUUUGGUUGAUUUCCAGAGAUAGCGAUCUGUUACAAGUGCAGAUAAGAGAACAGUUAUGUUUGGUUGAUUGUGAUGUAGGCAAAUAUAGUAUUGAUAUGUGAAAUGUAAGCUUAUCUGUCACAAAAUACCUCUUUGAUGUGAAGGCAGCGAUUUUAAAACUCCCACUCUCUGACCAAUCUGUUGAUCUGUCUCACUAGCCCCCUUGUGUCUGAAUAUUUGCCAAUAUCACUUCUGCCUUCUUGUUAUUUAGUAUUCGUCUAUGCCUAUUAUUUACACUUUGGCAACUCAUUGGGCUUAAAAGAUGAAAGAUUGCUUUUAAACAAGUUUUUAAAUAAAACUGUGAUUGUUUUAAAGUCUUAGAACUCUAGAAGGUUAAAAUGUUUACGUGAAAUCUGUGUUAUUAAGCAUUGCCAUUAGGCAAGGGGAGCUUGUUUGACUCCAUUGGAAAAGUGUUUAGGGGAUGGGGCAUUUUGAGAAUCAUCUGUACUAAUAAACUACCCAGUAUAUUUUUGCUUUUGGCUCCAUAGUACAUUUUCCAUUUAUUGUAUUCACCUUACUCAGGAAUUAUGCAAUGGUACAAUUGCAAAUGAUCAGUAAUAAUACAAUGAGAAAUGGUAUUUAGUGGUAUUAUCAUUUGCCUCUGUAAAGGUUGUGGAUCAGACUGCCUUAGUAUAUGCUAACGUUUUAGUUAGCUAGACAGUAAAUGAUUACCUGCUGUUUGAUAUUAGUGUUGUCAGUGAGAAAUAUUUAAUUGUGAUUGUCAGUAGUUUUCCAAGUAGAAUUCAGACAGUUUUUGGCAAAAAUGAUUUUUUAAAUCAUUUUUUCACAGAAACAAAUAGAGCGUUAAGGAACUCUUCUUUAUUGACAGCCCUAACGUUAAAUUGUAUCACAGUCUUCCUGAAAUACUUUAAAUCAUGUUAGAACAAAUGCCUUUGGGGGAAGGUUUUUUUUUUUGACAAAUAGUUGCAUUCAUCUCUCAACAUCCAUCAUUUUUCUUGUCCUCUAGUGGAAAAUUUCAGUGCAAUUUGUAGUAGUUGUUUUAUGUUCAAUAUAACAAAAUCCCUUCCAUAAAAAUUAAACUGCCAGUUUGUUAUUUUAAAUCACGUUACUUUUGUGAAAAUGUUGGGGCUUGUCAUUCGCAGACUGUGCUUUCUGAGUCAGCUUUCAUGCAAGCUGAAAGCAGCAGUUGGCUUAAAGUAGUCAGAUUAGUGAAUCAAAAAAUAAUUAGAAAAGCUUUGGUUUACUAAAUAUGGUUUAGUAGAAACUUGUACAGUGAACAUGAUAACAUAUGUUUACCCUUUUUGCAAAUCUUUGAAGGGUUGAUGGCCAGGAAUGAUUAAUAGGUCACCUCCAUCAGAUGUGCAUGCAAGUUUAAAAAAUUUACAGAUUUAACCAAAAAAAUUAAAGUUGUUGGUAAGACUUUUCCUCCAUGCAGUGUUAAUGUUGCCCUUCGAAACCAAGCUUCUCAGAAUACAUGGAAUCCAAAAAGAAACACGAAUGCAGUGUGUUCUCAAGGGUGCUCUGCAUCAAGUACCCAAUCUCUAUACUGGGCCAGCAAGAGCCUGCAAUUGCAAAUACAGGCAGUCCUCAACUUACGAAGCUGUUCCGUUCCUACGUCGCAUCGUAAACUGAAUUUUUGCUGUAAGUCGGAACAUACGUACAUACUGUACGUAAAUAACUUACUGUAAACACUUACCCUAUCCUAACACCUAUCCUAACACAGUAAUUAUGAAAAACACAUAUAAAAUACGUUUAAUAAUGAAAUACGAAAUUUGCGUUACGAAGUCUACAACGCAAAACCACUUAAGUCAAAACAAGGCUUUAUCCAGUAAAUGGGAGAUGUGUUGUAACCAUGAAACAUCAUAACUCGUGGCUGACAUAACCCGAGGACUGCCUGUAGUAACUUGGUCACCUGACGACAGGUGUAAAAUGUCACAUCUUGCAUUCCCCACCUCUUUCCCUUGGUUAGAAGAACAACUUCAGGCUUGAAAUAGAAGGUAAUGAUUCAACAUGAGUAAUACCUUUCAUAAAAGGUGAAUACUUUUCAAGUUCUUCAUUGCCCAGUGGAAAACAUUAAACAAUGAUUAUAAGAUGUAGGUAGGAUGAGACACAUUACCAAAGCAAAGCAAAAAAAAAAAAGAAAGAAAGAAAGGUGAUAUUCCGUUAUGCAAGAAGUUUUAAUUCUUAACUCUAAGCUAAGCCACUUGAUUGUAAUGCCCACAUCUAAACAGAUGAAUAUGCAUUGACAUACAACUUGAUGCAGGUAGUGUUCCGAACCUGAUGUUUCAAAGCAUCUAGAUUGUGUUAAGUUUGUACUUGUUCCUUGGUGUGUGCUUCUCCACCAGAUUGGUCAGUUCCUUAUCAACUUUGUAUUUAAGCUUUGUUAAAGACGUCUGUGUUAUUGUCUUUCUCCCCAGUCCUUGUCAUCUGUAGUAGGCGAGGAUUCAUUGACAUGCUUUGCGUAAUUAUGGUUGUUUACAACAUAAGAUCCUAUGCAAAUAACUGUUACAGGCUGUAGAAAAUUAAACCAAAUUUAAGAUAUAUUUUUGUUUGGGGGAAAAAAUCAGUAUUUCCAUGAGAUUAGAGGACUUAUUUAUUAUUAUUUAAAUAUCUUCCACAUUUCUUCUUGUCUUUAGAUCUUGUGAAAAUAGCUGUUGCUUUUAGUUUGUUUAUAAUAAUGGGAAAGGGGUUUUUGCAUGUUUUAUUUGCUAUGUUAAAGGUUAAAUGUUAUGAAGAUAAUAAUCACUGUAUAUCAGAAUAGGAGGUAUUUCUGACAAGUUUAAGAUGAAACGAAAUUAAGCUUGUUGUUCAUCAGCAAAAUGUCAGUAAUUUGCAUUACAGAUGCAUGAGUCAUAUAUUCAAUUCAUUAUUCACUACAAAACUGGUGUUUCUGUUUUCGUUACAUUAGCAUUUCUCAACAUCAUUUGCAGGCAGAAUUUAAAAACCCUUUGGUAUGUAUAGAAAUGCUUAGUUUUCAGAUGAGAUCACACUAAUGAUAUAUCAUACAAAUAAUUUAAGUGCCCAGAAUUUAAAGUAACAUGUAAACACCAGCAGUCAUUUGUGCUAAAGGAAAAUUAAGUUACUAGUUUUAACAGUAAAAGCAGUUUGUUGAAACAGAUUAUAGAAUUAUCAGAUCCCCUUGAAUUUCAGUGAGACCAAAGUUCACUGAAUUAUUACAAAGAUAUUGCAAAUAUUAUGCCUGGCAAAAAUAUCUUAAAAGUGACCACUAAUUUGAGCAAAGCUAGCUCAUUUUUUGUGGGAUAUGCAUAAUCUGUGUUAAUAUUUUUGUGAAUUUAGAAGCUUGAGGGAUAUUUAAAAUUCAGUGGAUCAAGACAAUAGAUAUUUAACACAACCUUCAGAUUAACUGCUGUCUUGUGAGAUCCCUAGAAGUUUUUAAUUUCAGUGUUUAGUCAGCUGGAUCUAAAUAAUUUUUAGAACAAGUUAAAAAAAAUGAGCAUUAAUAAUACUAAAACCCUGAAGCAUUCUUUGAUUAUUUAUAAACAGUACAAAUUUUCAUUUGCAUCAUGUUAUGUCAGCACUAUUCUGCAACUUUUUUAUGUUCGGUUUUUCAUUGCCUUGUCAGAAAAGGAAGCUUACCAGAAAAUUCAUUAUAAAUGUUUGCUGUUUCAUUUUAAAAUAACUGUAUUUAUGGAUUACGUGGCUGUCCUUUUGCAUGGAAGGCUGAUGAGGCAGCUGCUGUACAGGACUUUGUGUGUGUCUGAGUGAGAGAGAGAGAGGUCUGAAUAGAUGUGUGUGACAGGCGUUUGUGAGAGAGGUCUGAAUAUGUAUGUGGCAGAAGUGUGUGAGAGAAGGGGGAUGACAGGCAAUGUGCGGACAUAUAUGGAUGGUGCACAUGCUUUGAAUACCAACGCAAGUUUUCAACAUGACCAAUAAAAUUCUUUAUUGUUAAAAA
Pomacea canaliculata is the source of this 5654-nucleotide messenger RNA. Its product is annotated as transcriptional adapter 2-beta-like. The coding region runs from base 159 to 1484 and encodes 441 amino acids. Gene Ontology annotation, molecular function: transcription coactivator activity; zinc ion binding; chromatin binding. NCBI's taxonomy places the organism in Eukaryota, Metazoa, Mollusca, Gastropoda, Architaenioglossa, Ampullariidae. Gene Ontology annotation, biological process: chromatin remodeling; regulation of transcription by RNA polymerase II. The transcript is spliced from 17 exons. Gene Ontology annotation, cellular component: nucleus; SAGA-type complex. The record is from RefSeq and is a predicted model, not a curated record.